GGCUCCAACGAAGCCUUCAAGGCAGCGCUGCCUGGAAGGCACUCCACGUGCCCCGAGCGUUUCAGCCAAUCACAGCACUGGUGCAAGAUAUCGAGCCUUCUGCUAGCUUCUGGCAGUUCGAGCUCACCGUUGGUCAGGUGAGUAGCGCAGAUAUGGUAAGAUAGGAAUGUGACUGAAUUUGAAUUUAGCUCCAAAUGUUUUAAGCAUUUAAGUGACAUGUUUCCACGUGUCUGUGAAACAACUUUCUUUUUUGUGCCAGUUUCAUGUGUUGGUUGUGAUUAGCUGAAACGCUCGGGGCACGUGGAGUGCCUUUCAGACAGGGCUGCUUUGAAGGCUUUGUUGAGGGCUUAAAACACCAACGAGCCAGGAGCUCACCUCCUGCUGAAAAACUGUGCUAAUAAGCAAAUCCAGGUGAUUGGAACAAAAUUCUGGAGAGGACUUUUACUCUUGGCACAUGGAUUACCCACCUCUGGUUAAAAAUGAUUUUCAUGUUGGGAUGUCUUUGAAGUUUACUAACACAGGUUCAGAUCAGCCAUCUGCACAUCUGCCCUCACCCUGUUUAUAUAUCAAAUGAAUUAUUAAUCUAUUGAUUGUGAAUAAGUUUGUGUUACUUGCAGAUUGGCUUUUUGAAAUAAAAUAUCUCAAAGUAACCUUACUCAAAAUUUCCAAAGAAUCAUUACACUUUGUUUUAAGUUUAUGUCAGCAGUUUUAGCAAUGAUAUAAAGAGAAGUGUAUUGUGGCUUAUGGAAAAGGGAAGUUUGUACUUUCAAAGUUAACUGAUGGUCCUGAUCAUCCACAGCACCCAGCCUUCAGUUUGUCUUCUUUAUCUCACUCAUGCUUCAUAAAUUUCAGCAAAAAAUAAAAAAACACCAACAAAUGAGAUUGAAUCAGUGUGUUAAAUAAAGGACACAAACAGUGUGCAGGCAUAAAGAACGUUUAGGUUACUCACGUAACCAUGGUUCCCUGAAAUAAUGGGAACAAGCAUUGCAUCAGUUUGCUGACGCUAUGGGGGAAACUCCUGUUUACUCCGUGACUGAAGCCUAUUGUUUAACGUCUGUUAAAAUUACAGACCAAUGGUGUUCGAACCCGCGAUAGGGCAGGGCAUAUGCUCCAUAUUACAUGGAUUAGAACGCCAUUUUCACAUCUUAUUCGACUGAAGUGCGAAGCCGAAAAAAGUUCCCUGCGACAAAUGUAUAGCACAGCCAGCAAUGCAAUGCUUGUUCCCGUUAUUUCAGGGAACCAUGGUUACGUGAGUAACCUAAACCUUCGCUUUGAAUACGGUUCACUUCGCAUUGCAUCAGUUUGCUGACGCUAUGAAGGAAGAUCAUCCCAUCACACCGUGCAUAUACAACGGUUUAAAGUGCCCUACUGGAGAGACGCCAAAUGGGGCCCGAUUACCAGUCUAAACACAGCUUCAUGCUGAUGCCUGAGUAAAAGUACCAUAAAAACAUAAUAACAUGCAUACGGGGGAAUCCUUUAACACACCACGAUGCAACAUACAUUAUAGUAAUAUACAAGCGGCGGGUUCGAAGAUCUUUAAUAACUUUUAUUUGAAAACAUCUUUGAUGCCCAGAUGUCAACAUUAAAUUAUAAGAAUGGCUAGUCAACUGAAUAUUUUGUGUUUGAGAUGCCAGUCCCCAACAUAAGAUUCAUCAAAAUAAUCAGCUUCCUGCUGGUCUAAACUGGUCAUUUUAGGAACAGUGUAAAUAAUCUUUAGGUUGACUACAUGCACUGCACACUCCACAAUACCGUAUGUAGGUUAAUGAUGCCACAUCCUGUUAAAAGUUACACUAUAUAUAAUCACAGUGCACAUUAUUUUGAAAACCACAGAUCAUCUCUGGACAUAUUGAGCAAAUAAUGGCAUUUGAAACCUUUUAUGAAAAUAUUCAACACAGAAAUGCUAACAGGAGCACAUCUGAAUCUCGAACAUCGAGUCAGAACCGGACUGGAGCUCAGAACCGAGGAAGAAGCAGAUGGUUUGUGCCGAUCACGGUGUUACUUGGGCUCAUAUGUGUUCUUCUGGUGGCCGCCCUUAUAGUGCUGUAUAUCCAUUUCACAUCAGAGAGAGACCUGAUGAAGAUGAGCUACAUGGACAUAUUUAAAGAAUAUAAUGAAACUCUGAAUGGCCUGAAGAUGAAUUACAGUCAACUGACCGAAGAAAGAGAAGAACUACAGAACAGAUUUAACUUUAUGAGUCAAAAGAAACUGGAGUUCGAGACCAAAGUCAAGAAUUUGAAUUAUGCACUAAUGAAGAAAUCAGGGUCAAGCUGGUACUACAUAUCCAGUGAGGAGAAGAGUUGGUCUGAUAGCAGGCAGUUCUGCAGGGAUCGUGGUGGAGAUCUGAUUAUUAUCAACACUGAAGAAGAACAGAGAUACAUAUCUUCAAUCGCCACAGACAUAGUAUGGAUUGGUUUGUCUGACAUAGCAGAGGAAGGAAAGAUGAAAUGGGUGGAUAAUACACCCCUGUAUAAAGGGUUUUGGGUUGAAAACGAGCCAAAUAAUUACUUUGGAAGGGAAGACUGUGUUGAACUGAAUCCUUCAAAACCUGUCCUAAACAACUGGAAUGAUCUUCCAUGCACAAACACAAGAAAAUGGAUUUGUGAGAAAUAGGGUUCUUCCUUCUUUUGAUUUCAAGCAGCUAUAAAGUCGUUGUUGCCUUCACUUUCGUUUCUGAUUUAUGUUUCUUUUAAAACAUUGGCAGCUCAAUAACUGUAUCACAUUAUUUUGAUUAUCCACUUUAGAGUAAAAUUAAAAGUGUUUGGGAACUAAAUGUAAAUUUUAUUCUUUUAGACAAAAUAAACAUAUACAAUCACUGAUUACUUGUCAACUAACUGAUAAACAUCUCGACUCCUGACUUCCAUUAAAGAGGAAUUUAUCCACCAUUAUCACCAUAAUGGUGGAUUGUUGAAAUUAAAACUCUAAAUUGUGUUGUCAAUUGUUCUCUCUCUCUCUCUCUCUCUCUCUCUCUCUCUCUCUCUCUCUCUCUCUCUCUCUCUCUCUCUCUCUCUCUCUCUCUCUCUCUCUCUCUCUCUCUCUCUCUCUCUCUUUCCUUGUUUCAUGGUUGGAUAGUGCAUAUUAUUUAAAAAUUGCAAACAUUUAAAAUAGUAAGUUAAAAUGACUUAUAAAUGUAAUUUGAUUAUACUUAAUUUUUUUUUACAGUUUACAGUUGAUAACAAUACACCGCCACCACAGUGGUGUAAUGCUUUAAAUGCAGACUGUUUCAAAGAUCAAAAAGUGCAACAACUGGAUAAACCCAGUAUUGUUUUAAACAUCUUUUGUUUGUUAAAGAUGCUUUUCAUGUUGGGACGUCUGCAAAGUUUAUUAACUCCAGUCAGGUUCAGAUCAGCCGUCUUUACAUCUACCCUCACACUGUUUCUCUAAUGAAUUAUUAAUCUAUUGAAAAGUUUGUGUAACUUUCAGAUGGACUUUUUGAAAUAAAAUAUCUCAAAGUAACCUUACUCAGAAUUUCCAAAGGAUCAUUACACUUUGUUUUAAGUUUAUGUCAGCAGUUUUAGCAAUGAUAUAAAGAGAAGUGUAUUGUGGCUUAUGGAAAGGGAAGUUUGUACUUUCAAAGUUCACUGAUGGUUCUGAUCAUCCACAGCACCCGGCCUUCAGUUUGUCUUCUUUAU
Molecule: messenger RNA, 3629 nt
Organism: Misgurnus anguillicaudatus (oriental weatherfish)
Lineage: Eukaryota; Metazoa; Chordata; Actinopteri; Cypriniformes; Cobitidae
Biological process (GO): biological process involved in interspecies interaction between organisms
Source: RefSeq, a predicted model, not a curated record